Exophiala spinifera is the source of this 189-nucleotide messenger RNA. RefSeq lists its product as uncharacterized. Bases 1 to 189 code for a protein of 62 amino acids. The transcript has a single exon. The record is from RefSeq and is a predicted model, not a curated record. Lineage: Eukaryota; Fungi; Ascomycota; Eurotiomycetes; Chaetothyriales; Herpotrichiellaceae.
AUGCAUGAUUUGCCGCGACUUUUCCCGUUUCCAGCAUCGUUCAGUCCGAGACUAGAACUCACCCUAGCCAAUGGCUCCUCGUGGAUGAAUCUAGGCGGGGCGAAGCCACCAUUGACACCUGAAGACUUUGGCCGCAUCUUUGACGAGUUUCUGGAUAUCUCACUGUUACCAUUCGAGACUGGGUUGUAG